Messenger RNA from Callorhinchus milii (elephant shark), 2006 nucleotides. Its product is annotated as small integral membrane protein 29-like. NCBI's taxonomy places the organism in Eukaryota, Metazoa, Chordata, Chondrichthyes, Chimaeriformes, Callorhinchidae. The transcript has 6 exons. The record is from RefSeq and is a predicted model, not a curated record. The coding region runs from base 819 to 1148 and encodes 109 amino acids.
AGGCAGCUCGAAAGGAAAACAUCUUUUAUUUUAACAAUAAUAAUUCUACGUUUUGUUUGCACGACAGACCGAUUAAACGAGGCGUCAGAUCACAGUGCAGUUUGUUGCUUUCCCCUAUGGAUGGAUGGGAUGCACUUGGUUUGUUGAAGAAUGUUGACAGACCUUUUGGGGGUUUUGCAAUAGCAAAUGGGACUUAAAAUAGUGAAGUUGGCAAAGGGACCUCAGUCGUUGCGUUGUCUUAAGAGGCGAGAGUCGUAGUAUAGAAAAUGAGCCACUUUAAAACAUUUUAAAACAAAGUGUUUGAUUUUUUUUUCGCGGGGUGAGGUCAGGGUUGUAUGUGAUGCCGUGCCGAUAAAUAGUCUUGAAUUCUACAAUUGAAGCGGAUGUUUUGACCAGUUGCAAUAUAUUGCAAGCUGCAGGUUUGGAAUUCAUUUUAUUGAUGCAAGGAAAUGAAGCUUCUCUCCAAAAACAAAAUAUGCAAAGAACCCUCGCCUCUCUCGCCUCAGUAGUUUAGUUGGUUACACCUGCACAACCUGUUUGACACGGCCACAAAGAGCAGCCUGCGUGAGGGCCCUGACUGUCCAUAGCAUUACCAUGAAAGGAAUGGAAUAAGGAGGAAUGUUGUUCUUUUCAGAUUCCAUUUGAAUUUUUUCCCAAUUCAGCGACAAUCAGCUGAUGUUUUCCAUGGCGCAACAGAUGCCCACCAUGAAAAGAUUACAGGACCUGAUUUUGAGAAAAACUUUCAUAAGUAAGAUCAGUCGAGCAUCAAUAUAAAGAAAAUUCAUCUGUUUUCAUCACAUGAGAACAAAAGAAACAUUAUGCCUAACCAAACAGCCACCACUCCUCCUGAUGGUACCCGUCGUGGAUCGAUCAUAGGAUUUAUGCUGAUUCCUGUCACAAUCAUAGUUGGCAUUGCCAUUGCAGUUUUUGUGAUAAUAUACAUUCGAAAGAGACGCAGAUUAGAAAUGCUACGCAACAAACUGGUACCGAUUUACUCAUAUGACCCCAGUGAAAAUCGUAAUGAUGUGGAAGAAGAGUCUUUAGACCUUAAUGGAGAAGCAAAAAAUAGCCAUGAUCCUCCAGAAGAGAAAGAAAGCAAACAAAAUGAUAAUUGUCUCAACAGUUCAGACUCCAGCAGUGUUCUUUGACCCAAUCAACAAUGAUACAGGCACACUGGAAAGAAGAAACCAUUUUCUGAACAUAGAUGGUGUAUGGAAUUUACUGAUUCUGCCUGUAUUGAAAAGUAAGCGGGUACAGUUGAACAGCUGAAAGAAUUACUUUUUUUUAAACAACUACUUUGAACACAUUUCAGGUUGUGAUUUGUUGCAAAGGCUGGAUCUUUCAACUGUAAAUCUGAGUAUAAAAAUUACAAAUUUACAAAAGGAGGGGGAUAAUAAUUGUGGUAGAUUUUGAAUUAUAUUUGUGUUGUCUGUCUAUUUGUUUAUUUGAAGAAGAGGUUUUGGCAAAGGUCAGUGAAAAGUCCUGUCAUACAUUGAUAAAAAAGAAUCAUAUAUCAUGUGCACCUCUAUCUAAUUGUAUGCAGCACAGACUUUUGGAUUACAAAAUACUCUUUUUGGUUAUCUCUAAUGCGAAUGACAUUAGAAUUGUUGCUCUCAAUGUGUCACUUCAUUUGACUGUGUCUUUUGAAUUAUUUAACUUUUGAGCAUUUAUAUCACAGUCUAACUGAAUGGAACUUAAUUCAGUGCAAAGAUGUUUAGCAUGCUUUAGAAAGAUCUAACUUGCAUAAGGAUAGAAAGUCUCUGUUCUAAGGCUAUGUAAAUGUAAUUGCUCUAGUGGUAAAGGUGAAGCAUGCCAUAGACUGGUGCUUAUUGCAUCUUAUUAAAAUGCAUUUUGAACCCAUUUGGAUGCAUUUUGAAUCAAGUGAUAUAAACCAGAAACAUUGGUGACACUCAGGAUGUUUGGUAAUUGCACAACUCGUGGCUGUAUCACUUACUGCCACGUUGAACAUAAUCUAAGGCAAUAAACCUCUUGUGUUUUUCUGUUGA